AUGCUAGCUGUGCAAGAUGGAACAUUUCCCAUGGACGAGGCUGUGAUCGAAGCUUUGCCCUGUGUCUUCACUUCCGUGUCGAUCGAUCCUUUCGGAAUAAGCGCCUGGACAAAUACUGGCCGGCUUGUAGCAGAACAAGACGAUGGUUGCAAAAGACAUUUCUUUUUGAAGGUUGCUUACGGGGAGCAUGGUGGAGUCAUGCUCCGGGGCGAGUUCGAAUCAGCCAAGGAGAUCUAUAAGGUUGCGCCCGGCUUCAUUCCCAAGCCGUAUAGCUACGGGCGUUACAAGUCAGCGCAUCCCAUCACCUAUUUCUACAUGUCUGAGUUUAUCGACAUGGAUAUUACCACGGCGACAGAUCCGGUAGAGCUUGGCUCUAGGCUUUCUGAGAUACACAAGAGGAGUGCGUCACCUACUGGUAAGUUUGGCUUUCACGUUGUCACAUGUGACGGCAAGAUGCCACAGACUGUGGGCUGGCAGAGUAGCUGGGCCGACUUCUUCGGAAGGCUACUCCAGGGAAUCUGCAAGCUCGAACUCGAAACCAAUGGGCCGUGGCCGGAGAUGGAGCGAGCGACACAACAGCUUGUUGACAACGUCAUACCUCGCUUACUCGGUGACCUCCGACACAACGGCGAGCCGAUCAAGCCCUGCAUCAUCCACGGGGAUCUUUGGGAGCAGAACUUGGGCGUCAAUAUGAAUACUGGAGAUCUCGUUAUGUAUGACGUAGGUUCAUACUAUGCUCAUAAUGAUAUGGAUCUUGGGCUAUGGGGAGCCGACUUCUGUUCCCACUUCCGCUCGAAGGUUUAUACCACUCAUUAUCUUCGGUUCUACCCUGCAGCCGAACCAUUGGAGGAAUUUGACGAUCGAAACCGCCUGUACAGCUUGAAAGGUACCAUCAACUACUCGGCGGGACAUUCUGGAUCCGUUGUACGGCAAUCAUAUGUAUUGAUGCUCGUUAGCUAG
Neoarthrinium moseri is the source of this 960-nucleotide messenger RNA. RefSeq lists its product as uncharacterized. The transcript is spliced from 3 exons. Lineage: Eukaryota; Fungi; Ascomycota; Sordariomycetes; Amphisphaeriales; Apiosporaceae. The record is from RefSeq and is a predicted model, not a curated record. The coding region runs from base 1 to 960 and encodes 319 amino acids.